AUGCCUUACACACCUCCCUCCCAGAGCCGGUCGCCCGCGAGCUCAGCACCAUCUUCGCCCGACGUCAGCCGUCGCUCCUCGUUCCAGUCCAGCCCGAGACCUUCAUUACCAAGGUCCGCAUCAUACCUCACAAAGCAAAGGCGGACACCCGCGGCGGCGACAGAUUCUCCCACAAACGGCGCCUCCGACCAACCCACACCCCCGGGCACAUCAGACGACCUGAAGGGUAUGGCGACGAGCAGCAGCGUACGACAAUCACCACCCCCGCUGACGGACGAGCGCGGUAUUCCUAAGGGGGCUAUCAUCUCCCCGCCAGACUCGGGCAGCGAAGAGGAGGACGUCGCAGAACGGGGCAGGCAGAUCGAGAACUUGAAGGAGCUCCAGGAUGCAAUCAGCCAGAUCCCCGUUCACCGGGAAGCGUCGCCAACCCGCUCCAAGCUUGAGCAGCCAGAUCUUGCUCUCAUUACCAACCAAGACCUCCCCAAGGAGGGUCUUCCUACCAGUUUUAGCACCAGCUCGCUGGAUGCCCUCGCCAAGACCGUUGCUCGCCGCGUCAACCACGCCAGAUCUAGCACCGAGCCCAGGAUAGUCUAUGAACCAGUCUCUGUCACCGGCUCCGAGUCGGACUCGGAUGGCAACACCCACCUCGACAGCAAGCCUCCUAUGGUGCGCAAGAAGUCUGGCGAACUUGUCCGCCCUGCUCUACGACCUGCAUCUGCUCGCCGGAGACCAUCAAGCAUGCCUGGCACGCCAACUUUCUCCAAGGCAGUCCACUUCGACUCCCACCUCGAGCACGUUCGGCAUUUCCUCCAGGUCGACAGGCCACUCGCUGUCAGCGCUGGGUCUUCGCCGGUCGAUAACUACGACAGUGACACCGAGUACCCCUUCCCUGGAGAGGAACGCCGCGGCGCCCGGACUCCUCCCUAUGAGUGGGAGAUUGUCACGGCAAACCACCCCAUUGACACCCCUAUCCGCAAGUCUCUGCCUGUACGUCUUGAAAGAGUGUGGUUGUCGCCCGACCAGAAGAACCUCUUGGGCUCCAUCGCCGUUGCCAACUUGGCCUUCCAGAAAUCUGUUACCUGCCGGUUCACGCUUGACUACUGGAAGACGACCUCAGAGGUCGGUGCGGAAUACUCGCACGAGAUCCGCCCUCAAGAGGGACCCGUUUCCCAUGACCGCUUCACGUUCACCAUCAAGCUCUCCGACCUGGCUAACCUCGAGACCAAGACGCUUUUCUUCUGCAUCAGGUACAACGUGAAUGGUCAGGAAUUCUGGGACAACAACAUGGGCACCAACUUCCAGGUUGACUUCCGGAAGAAGUACCUCCCUCAGAACGGUAAGCGAGGCUUGCAGGGCGCCGCCAGCCGUCCGGCGCUCCCUCGCAGCAACCGCCGCUCUAGCCCUGCUUCCGCUCCUCGGCCCAAGUCCAUGCCUGUCGGCUUCGAUGACUUUCCCAACCAAACCAAGCUCAACUUCGAACAGCCCAUCCACGAGUAUCUGGGCGAGUCGGGGCCGACGGCGGGGCUCCGCCUCAAGGUCAACAAGUCGACCGGCAACCUGGCUAGUGAUAACCUCUCUAGCCGGCUGACAGCUCCCAGCGGUCAGGCAUUUGCCAACCGCUACGACUUUGGCGCGUCCCUCACUGCUGCCGUCCAGGCUGCGAAGGACACGAUAGUCAAGGACCGCAACCCUGAUGGUCUCUAUAUGAAGAGCCACCGCAAGAUCCAGGUUCCUGCCCAGCAACCGUAUCAGCCUCAGCAGACCAAGCCUGCCCCAGCCCCAGCGGCCAAUGGAGGCGCACCCGCUGUCUCCAAGCCUGUUGUGCGACCCACGGUUGCUGGCACCGACUCACCCAACACCUCCCUUGCCUCUUCAUCGUAUGAGGAACUGGUCAACAAAUAUUGUUUUUUCGGCUCCAAGCAGUCUAGUCCGCAAAUCAAGGAUGGCACUCUGAGGAGUGGCAAGUUCGACGGAGCUGACGAUGCCUUUGCUACCCGGGGUUCCAACAGCACUAGCUCGAGCUCCAACGGCAGCCCGAGUAUGGCACACCACGCCCAUCACGCUGGACCCGCGCAACAUCACGCUUUCCACCUCCGCGAUUCCAACCCCUACUUUCAGCAUUUGGGACCAUACGGUACAUCACCCGCCUUAUCUCCACUCAACCACACUACCAUGCAACCCGAGCGACCCGUGAACCAGCGUCCGAGUCAGGCUUCCACCCCAGCGACAAUGAGGUCUGCCUCCCCCGCGGCCUCGGCGGGUGGCUUUCCUUUCGCCGGUACGUCGCCGAAUGAUUUUCCAUACGCCCAGCAACUGCAGGAGCGAUUUCCAUUCAACACGGAGACUCAUGCCGCAACAGCAAUUAGGGGUUAG
Messenger RNA from Colletotrichum spaethianum, 2373 nucleotides. RefSeq names its product protein phosphatase 1 regulatory subunit 3C. The record is from RefSeq and is a predicted model, not a curated record. Gene Ontology annotation, biological process: regulation of glycogen biosynthetic process. The coding region runs from base 1 to 2373 and encodes 790 amino acids. Lineage: Eukaryota; Fungi; Ascomycota; Sordariomycetes; Glomerellales; Glomerellaceae. Gene Ontology annotation, molecular function: protein phosphatase 1 binding; glycogen binding. The transcript is spliced from 2 exons. Gene Ontology annotation, cellular component: protein phosphatase type 1 complex.